Mercurialis annua (annual mercury) is the source of this 1044-nucleotide messenger RNA. RefSeq lists its product as uncharacterized. Lineage: Eukaryota; Viridiplantae; Streptophyta; Magnoliopsida; Malpighiales; Euphorbiaceae. The record is from RefSeq and is a predicted model, not a curated record. The transcript is spliced from 2 exons. Bases 1 to 1044 code for a protein of 347 amino acids.
AUGGACUGCACACAGAUUAUUACUUUGUUGACAGGUGAUAGUUGGGGAUUUUGGCAUAUAAGCAGUGGUACUUCAGCUUAUCUUCAUGAUUUGUUCAAGAUUAAAGAUCUUGGAUCCCUCAAAUACUUCCUAGGUUUGGAAGUAGCAAGAUCAAAAUCUGGAAUCAAUCUUUGUCAACGCAAAUAUGCUCUUGAUCUUCUUAAAGAUACAGGUUUUACAGACUCUAAGCCUGUUCCUACUCCUAUGAUCAAUUCCAGAAAGCUUUCUAAGUCUGAUGGUGUUCCUAUCUCUGAUAUUCACCACUAUAGACAGUUAGUAGGAAAACUGCUAUACUUAUGCACAACUAGGCCAGAUAUUCAGUUUGCAAUUCAGCAGCUGUCUCAGUUUAUGGAUUGUCCUACUGACAUUCAUCUCAAAGCAGUCUACAGAGUUUUGAGGUACAUUAAGUCAUCUCCAGGCAGAGGUGUCUUCUUCUCUGCAACCUCUUCUCUGCAAUUACAAGGUUUCACAGACUCAGAUUGGGCAGCAUGUAUGGAUACCAGAAAGUCAGUCUCUGGCUACUGUGUCUUUCUUGGUGAAUCCUUGGUUUCUUGGAAAUCUAAAAAGCAGACCACUGUGUCCAGGUCUUCUUCUGAAGCAGAGUAUAGAGCAUUGGCAACUUUGACUUGUGAACUUCAAUGGCUUCUGUAUUUACUUAAAGAUCUUUCUCAGCCUCAUUCUCAAGCAGCUCUCAUUUUUUGUGACAGCCAAUCUGCUCUUCAACUUGCCCAUAAUCCUGUAUUUCAUGAGCGCACCAAACACAUUGAGAUUGAUUGCCAUGUUGUUAGAGAUAAACUGCAAAAGAACAUAGUUCAUCUUUUGCCUGUUGCUUCUUCUGGACAAUUGGCUGAUAGUUUCACUAAGGCAUUGGCUCCUACUAUGUUUUCUCAAGCUAUUUCCAAGCUGGGCCUACAAGAUUUGUAUGCUCCAGCUUGUGGGGGUGUAACAGAAGAAAUGUCUUCUUCUACAAGGAAUGCUGAUGCUGCUGCUAUUGGUCCAAGCUGA